AAACUGAGAACUGAGAGAAGAACAAUUCCUGUUUCUCCUCUCUUUUGCUGCCUUCUUAAAAACUGGUGUUUAGAAAAUGGAAAGAUCGAUGAAGCAUCCAAGUUUGAUUUUUUUAUUUUUGUACUUCCUUCUUGGACUAUUAAAACUUAAGUAAAAACAAAUAUAAUACAAAAAAAAAAAAAAAAAUCUUGUUUUUCUCCAUGUAAUCUUUAGGGGGCGGGGCUACCGUUGCCAAGGUGACACUUCCGUCAACUGUAUGUGUUUCUUCCAGAAAAGAUUGACACGGAGACGUAUCGACCUUCGCUUCUGCUCGUUUCCUUUCAUUUGUGGACAUUAGAUUGUGGUGAUCAUGAACGCUGAAUCUUCUUCUCCGACGGGGAGAAAACAGGAAGAUCUUCAGCGCGGCGGGAGUGAGCAGGGAGCUGCUGCUUGCAGCUCAAAGGACUCAAGGUCACGCGCAGAGAAAGGCUCACACAAAGGGAUUUUUGCUGUCGACCAAGAGGCCAAAAUGGAGACUACCACCACUUCCAAAGCAACCUAUGUGGCUGCACAACGUCCAGGAGGAAGAAUGCUGGGCACCAGAAGAGAGCUUUUGGAAAAACAAAUCAUCCAAAUGAUAAGAGAGGAGAUGCAAGCUGAGGUCAACAUACCAACACCAGAAACAGAGCUCUGCUCCACAACCCACAGGGACUACACCAUCCCUGGAUAUGAGCCCUCCAGACCAAAAGCUGCACAGAUACAUGAUUAUAAAACUGAUGAGGCUAUUACAUUUUGGAGUGAAAACUACCAGCAGAUCCAGUGUGUUAUGUGACAGGGCGUGACCCCAGUGCGGACCCAAAAAUCCCCAUUCAGGAAGUCAGCGCUGUUCAGCACCCCCAUCAGCGAACGACUGGAUGAAAUCGACCUCCCACUUGAAGACUGAGCAGUGCCUCGUAUUUUCAGCUUUGUAAUUCAACUAUUCUUUUCAGAGCACUUGUUGAUGUAGUGACCCACCUGAUCUUGUGGAUGCAGGAGCUGUGGAGUAGGACGGGUUUGACACAGAGGACACAGCUACUCUUCUCUCUUUUCAUAGAUGUAUUGGAUUUUUUUUAAUGGAAAACUUAGUUGUUAAUAAACAUCUGUAAUGAAAGGUUUCCCUU
Molecule: messenger RNA, 1139 nt
Organism: Oryzias melastigma (Indian medaka)
Lineage: Eukaryota; Metazoa; Chordata; Actinopteri; Beloniformes; Adrianichthyidae
Gene: spag8
Product: sperm associated antigen 8
Exons: 6
Coding region: 350-811 (153 amino acids)
Biological process (GO): positive regulation of transcription by RNA polymerase II
Cellular component (GO): nucleus; cytoplasm
Molecular function (GO): microtubule binding
Source: RefSeq, a predicted model, not a curated record